AUGAUUUAUGAAAAAAGCAGUAUCUUGAGUCCAAUUUACCUUUUAGAUUUUCUAAAAGAGAUUAGUCCCCUUAUCGAAUGACACAACUGUGAAUAUCCAGAGGCAUUAAAUUGCUUUAACGCUUAUGAGAAUUCUAUGCUUGUUUUAGACCUAACUGAUCGCAUUGAAAAUCAGUUUUUUAUUUCAGAAUUAUGUGAAGAAAGAGCAGUUCCUCAUUUGCUGUUUGAAAAUAAGCUGAAUUAUAUUGAUCAAUUUACUUUUUCAGUUGCAACAUCUCUUUUAGAUCAAAUCAAUGCCUUUAUUGCUGUUCUUCGCUAUUUUGGAUGAACUCAAGGCCUUGUUGCAAAUAAUGGGUUAACCAAUUCGAUAGGAGAAAAUCUUAACAAUUACUCAGAAAAAUUCAAUUAUUUAGCCAUUGAAUCUGGAGCAAACAUUGACGAAUUAGUAAAUAGAAUUAUUACUCCCUUAGGAUCAACUUUAUACUACAUUUUCUUAGACUCUGAAAAAUCCUAUAUAAUUCAAAAAGCUUUAAUAUCCACUAAACUUUUAGAUAGUGGAAAUGGGAUUGUUUUAGAUCAGAAAAGUGGAUACAAAUGCAUAAUCAAUGGAGCGUUAAUUAUUACAGUCAAAGGACAAGAAUUAAGUGCUUCAGAUGAAGAUUACAAGAAAUCAUCAAUAAAAAAUCUAAUUUCUGAGCUGUUAAAUCGCAUUCAAACAGAAAGCAAGCUUGAAAUCUUUUCUCAGCUAAAUUUCCUGCUCAAAAAGCACUCCAUUAGUAGAAAUUUUUCAUUAAUUAAUAUCCAAGGAGGCAAAAAAGUUAUAGUCGGAGAAAUUAUUGAUGAAAACUUAUCAGUUUUUAGAAAUAUAACAUUUCCAGGUAAUUGCACUACAAUUCCAAAAUCAGAAAAAAAAAUCUUGCAGCUGAGCAUAGAGGCAGGCACUUCAAAUCCUGUUGGGCCACCUAUUCCCUUUGGAUUAAUUGGAGGAUAUGGCUCAUAUGCAGCUGCAGAUGUUAUCAAUGAAGGCGACUCUGGCGUGCUCACAAAUUUCCAAAUCGAAAUGUUUAAUUUUGACUGUGGGACAACAAUAUAUAAUGCCACAUUUGCUAAUGCAUGCUAUUUAAAAGACAAAGAAAAAUUUGGUCUAGGACAUAUAUCAGCAUUAGGAUCAGUCAUGACAAUUGGCUCAAUGAUUUCUUUUAAGCAGCUCAAUUUGACAUUUCCAAUUGUGAGUGCUGCAAAUGGAGAUGCAAGCCUGAGUUCUAAAGCUAAUUUCCCAAUGUACAUGAGAGUUCAGCUUUCAAUCUAUUAUGGAUACUCACUACUCCCCGUUUUAAUAAGAGCUUUUGGGUGGCAAAAAGUUUCUGUUCUUUACCAAAAUGAUUCAUUAGGAUUGGCUUCUUAUUAUUAUUUAAGCCAAAGCGCUAAAAACAACAAGCUCUUUAUAAUUAAUCCUGAAAGUAGUCGAUCUAUCCCUCCAAAUCUUGACAGAAGUGGAGUAAAAAGGUAUUCAUAUCUACUUCAAGAGAUUAUUGAUUCUCAAGCAAGAGUAUUUAUUUCGCUUGUGCAAAAUCCUGCAAUUUAUUACAUAUUGGAAGAAUUCUAUAAUUUAGGACUCAGAAAAGGAGAUCUCGUUGUUUUGACUUCGCUUUCAGAAAUUGUUCCACUUGUAGGAUAUGAUAAUCUAUACAAAUAUAAAUUAUAUGAGACUGGAGUUCCAAUUAUAACUAUGUACGGACAAAGCUGAGUUGGACCGCUUGGAGCAAAAGCCUUAUUAAAAAUUUCAAGUGCUUAUGGAAACCAGAAGAAUUCCUAUAGCUGCUUUUAUUUUGACUCAGUAUUUUUGAUAGCUUAUGCUUUGGAUUAUAUGAUUAAUAGAGGAUUCGAUUAUACUAAUCCUAAUAAGCUAAAUGAAGUCAUGAGGAAUCAACAAUUUUAUGGGUGCACUGGAGAGGUUAUUAUAGAGAAAGGAUCAAAUGAUAGGAUUCUGCAAGCAUUUGAACUUUUUGCAAAUAAAUUAGAUGAGGAUAAAAAUUUAAAGACUUAUAUUGUGGGGCAGUUUAAGCCUCAAAGCACAAGACUUUUAAAAAUUGAAGAAUCUAUGGUAUUUGCUGAUGGGUCAACAAUAAAACCAUCUGACCUGAGAAACACCAAUUAUGAAUGUCCUUUUCCGAAUAGGCUAAUAAAGACUUUUGCAAAAGGAAGGGCUUUAGUUUUUGGGGUCUGCUUCGGUGUUGCAUUAAUUUCCCUAAUUAUUACUAUUUAUAUAUGAAGAAGAUGGUGAAAAAUUUCCAUUGAGCCAUUGAAAACAAAAGAAGAGAUUACAUUGCAGGAUUGUAUAGUCGGAGGAACAAUUAUAAUUGAAUUUUUUCAAUUUUUGGCAAUGGGUCCUGACUUCUCAGCAAUAAACUCUAUUAUAACUGGAAUAUUCGAUACCUUUUCUCUAAAUUUGGACAAUAUUUUGAAGCUGAGAAAUGGCGUUUUUUGAAUAAUUGUUAAUGUUGUUUUUGGAUCAAUUGGAUUAUGAGUAAUUUUGUGUUUGGUUGUACUUCUAAGACUUGAUGAAAAAUUUCCAACAAAUCUUAUAUUUAGAUAUUUGGAUAUCCUAGCUAACUAUUUGAUGCCAAUUUUAGGUGAUUUGUGCUUUAUUCCCUUCAUUUCUAUUUGUUUGGAUAUUUUCCUAUGUGAUCAGACAAUUGGAGAUAAUUUUACUGAUAGCUUUCUUGCUCAAGACUGCUAUUUUUUUUGCUGAACAGGCGAGCAUUUAACUUAUACAAUUUUGUCUGUAUUUGCUCUAAUAGCUUAUGAGCCGCUUGCCGUAUUUUGCAGACCUCUCUGGCAAGAACUGCAGCCUUAUUUGCAUGUCAAAGCAGUUCCUCUCUUUUUGAUGGUAAAGACAAUGGUUCAAAUAAUAUUGAUUGCGAUGAAUAAGACUGUAAAAAGAGCACAAAGCAUCCUCCAUGGGAUUCUCUUUAUAUUAGCAAUGUUUUUCUAUAUUAUUUUUUUAUUUAAAUUCAAACCAUAUUCUUAAGACUCUAUUUUAUCAGCGUCAAUUAGAUUUUUCAAUAAAUCAAGCCUUUUUAAUUAAUAAUUUUUUUUAUAAUUGGUAGAAAAAGAAUGCUUCGCCCAUACAACUAUCCAAGAUUCAGCUGAUGACAAGCUUUGGUUUCGACAGGAGUUGUCUGAUUUGCCAUAAUUUCAAUAGCAGCUCAAUGUAUUGGAGGAACUCCACUUAUAUUGGUAUUUAUUUUAAUAUUGGGACUUGCAAUUAUUGCUAUAAUCGGAGUUUAUGUUCAGCAAAAAAAGUAUCCAAGCCUCUUAUUCCGUAAUAAAGGUCAGGAUACAUCCAAUUUAUUUAAGUUUGCUUUUUCCUUUGGCAAGUCCUCAAAACUUGCCUUAUCUAAAAUUGUUCCAAAUGGAACCUAG
Blepharisma stoltei is the source of this 3425-nucleotide messenger RNA. Lineage: Eukaryota; Ciliophora; Heterotrichea; Heterotrichida; Blepharismidae. The record is from the annotation of a GenBank genome assembly.